AUGUCGCGCCACGCUCAAGUCGAGGAGCUCUCCGACUCCGACCCCGAGGAGGUCGCUCCCUCCGAUGACCUCCUCCCCGCAGACCACAUCAUCUCUCCUUCUAUAAUGCAUCCUUCUCCUCCGGCGGCGGGAAUGGGCAUGGGAAUGCCUCCUCCAGGCAUGGCCGCGCGACCUCAGCCACAGCCACCCCAAGAGAUCCCCAAACAUUUUCACUGUUUGUAUGCCGUAUACUUCGACAAGACUCGUACGCGCACAGAAGGGAGACAAGUGUCCAGCAAAUUGGCGGUGGAGAAUCCGCUUGCGAGGGAUAUUCUAGAUGCGUGUCAGCAGUUGGGGCUGAGAGUGGGAUUUGAGCCAGAGAAGUUACAUCCCAAGGAUUGGGCGAAUCCGGGUCGUGUGCGAGUACUGCUUAAGGAUGAGGAUGGAAAUCUCUUAAAUCCGCGCGUGAAGAAUAAGCACCAUCUUCAAACACUGGUCGCACAAUUCCUGCAAGCGCACCCUACCGACGAGAAAUCCCCCUUUCGACUUCGCAUUCACGGCCUGCCAAUGCCAGACAAGCUUCCCGACGCCCCCGCAGCCCCUCGAGGAUGGAAGAUUGGAAAGAUCCUACCUAUUCACUCGCCGGCAUAUUCAGGCGGUGGUGUGAGCGACAAUCCGUUUAAGGACGCCAUGGCCGAGAUGGAGAAGCUGGGAGGAAUGCCUGGGAUGCCCGGCAUGCCAGGUCUUCCAGGCAUGCCUCCUGGUCUGAUGGGUAUGGGAGAACCGUCCGGUAGUGCAGAGCCGAAGAAGAAGAAGGAAAAGAAAAAGGGAAAGGCUUGA
Molecule: messenger RNA, 819 nt
Organism: Talaromyces amestolkiae
Lineage: Eukaryota; Fungi; Ascomycota; Eurotiomycetes; Eurotiales; Trichocomaceae
Exons: 2
Coding region: 1-819 (272 amino acids)
Biological process (GO): SRP-dependent cotranslational protein targeting to membrane, signal sequence recognition; SRP-dependent cotranslational protein targeting to membrane
Cellular component (GO): signal recognition particle, endoplasmic reticulum targeting
Molecular function (GO): 7S RNA binding
Source: RefSeq, a predicted model, not a curated record